AGAAUUUCCCCAUUUUUCAAGCAAGAUCCGUGAUUUUUCCGGGAUCAAUCUGAUAGGGAAAUCGUGAAAUUCGUUUGUGUGUUUUUUUUUUUUUGAUUAAUCGGAGAAAUGGACGAGUUUGGGGUUCUUACGGAGCGUUAUGGGAUUAAGCCACAAGGUAAAUCUGCUCCGAUGGCUGCUUCUAAGCGUAACCCUAACAACAAUGGUCAGAGCUGGAAUUUCGGUACAGGCUCUGGUUUAAAUGCAAAGUCGACGUCUUUUUCUUCGAAUAGCUCUUGGAAUAAGGAAUCUAGUAAUGGGUCUUUGUAUGAUGGUGACGACAUUUUCUUUCCGGCCAACUCUACUAAUAGGAACGGUUCGAAUGAUUUUGAUGUUUUUUCUGGGUUGAAAAAAUCAUCAUCUUCCGGUGAUAAUAGCAAGUCGUCUUUGAACGAUGAUUUGUUGUUUUCUAAUUUUGGGAAUUUGGGAAAGAAAACUUCUGAUAAUGAUGAUUUGUUUGGUGGUGUUAUGCCUGGGUCUAAAAUCUCCGCUAGUGUUAAGAAUGAUGAUUUGUUUGGGUCAUUCUCUUCAUCGGAAAAGCAAUAUGCUGCUGCGGUCGAUGAUUUGUUGGGUUUGGGGAAGAAUGAAGCUGGUUAUGAUGGAUUGAUACCUGGUUUUGGUGGAAGUUCUCAGACGACUAUCAGCAAGACUACUCAAUCGAACUUUGAUGCUACUGAUCCUUUUGUGGUCUUAGAAUCAACCACUUCUACUGGUCUGUUCGUGGAUCCACUUGAAGAAUUUGCUGCUUCAGUCAGUUCUCAGGGGAAAAAACCAUCAAAUACUUCACAUACUUCUACAAAACUCAAGCCUCCGCCUAAACCAACACAAAAAGUGAACAGAGGUAAGAGUCCAGAAAUGUCUUCAAUAGACGAACUUGAAGACUUUGCCAUGGGUACUAUGCGACGUAGUGCCUCUGCUUCUGACACUGCUAGUAAAUAUAGAGAAGCUGAAGAUGCUGGAACAAAGAAUAAACAGUUUGGUGUAGAUGACCUUGACUCCUUUUUUAGUGCUGGACCAAGGUCUAGCAGUGUACCGAAAUCACGUACCACAACUGAAACAACUCGCAAGCAAGCGUCCAACACGCCAAAAAAGACGCCUAAUGGGGUUUCUAAUGCAAAGAAGCCUCCUGCUCCAGCAAAUCUGGUGGAUGACUUUUCUGCACUCUUUGGAGAGGAUCCUAUAUUUAGACAAUUUGAGGAAAUCCCAGGGGAAAGCGAAGAACGAAGAAAGGCCAGAUGGGAUCGUGAACAGAGAACAAAGAGUCGUGUGGCACAAGCUGUAGCUGAUAUGAAUAACCGUGAUCAUCAAUCUCGGGUUGAACAAGAACAGAGAACUAGGAUUUCUGAGACUGUUGAUGCUGAGAUAAGGCGUUGGGCAACUGGUAAAGAAGGAAACAUGCGUGCGCUGUUAUCUUCCUUGCAAAUCGUACUCUGGCCCGGAUGUGGUUGGGAGACUGUUUCUCUAACAGAUUUGAUCACUUCGUCAGCAGUCAAGAAAGUCUAUAGAAAGGCAACGCUGUAUGUCCAUCCCGAUAAAGUUCAGCAGAAAGGAGCGACCCUUGAACAAAAGUAUAUUGCCGAAAAGGUUUUUGACAUUUUGAAGGAAGCUUGGAACAAGUUCAACAAGGAGGAGCUCUCUUAAGCCCAUAUGCUGUGGAUAUAGUUGCUUUCUGUACAACUAUAAUUCGUCUGUGAGUUUCCUCGAGUUUUUUCUUGUUUUUAAUCUUCUUGUCUCUGAUUUUUCCUUUGACAGUAACUUGUCAUCUCUCUGUACACCCAACAACAACAAAAAUCCAUGGGGGAUAUUGUAUAGCCCCAAAAACCGAAAUAGAGUUUCUUUUUAUAAGAUAUAUAUUGAAUGUUUUUAUUAUAAUAGCUUAUAACGUAGAGAUGAUUCACUGGUGUUAGUUUCAUUCCCAUGGAAUGACAAAAUGCUUUUGUUGGUAUCUUUUAUGAAUAUGUAAUAUGUUUUUUUUCAUAAUUAUCUUCGUAGCUCGAUAAAUUUGGGGUUGUAACUCCGGUUUAAGCAAAGUUCUACACUUUAAUAAAUAUUGACUUCGUUA
Molecule: messenger RNA, 2101 nt
Organism: Arabidopsis arenosa
Lineage: Eukaryota; Viridiplantae; Streptophyta; Magnoliopsida; Brassicales; Brassicaceae
Source: the annotation of a GenBank genome assembly